Symbiodinium sp. CCMP2592 is the source of this 2730-nucleotide messenger RNA. Lineage: Eukaryota; Dinophyceae; Suessiales; Symbiodiniaceae. The record is from the annotation of a GenBank genome assembly.
AUGGCCUAUGCUCCGUCUAGAAGGCGGACGGCUCUGGCCUUUGGCGUCAGCAGCCUGAUGGUGUUGGCCUUCUGUGGUCUGCAGCAGUCCUUCGUGGCCCUGAGCCCUGCGGGUGCAGCCAGCCCUCGCUCCGAGGUCCGGCUGCUUGCCGGGGCAGGGCAACAGCAGACGGCUAGAGCUGCGCCACCCAGCGCUUCUGUGGCCAGCUGGGGCAUUCCAGCUGCGCUCGCUCUUGGUGCGGCAGUUGUGUUGGCCUCGCAGAGUCGUGAUGAGUCCUGCACCACGAUGUACGGCAAGCACGACAAGAAGACCUUCAGGGGGAAGCAGCAUGCCCACAGCUUCGGUAAGUACCGCAUGCGCAAGAACAAGGCGCGACGCAUCCAGGCAAUCAAGAACGGAACCUACGACCCCGAGAAUACGCCCCAGAGGGGACAGCCUGAGCCUGAACAUACCUGGGACUACGACAACAUCGUCGACAACCCCAUAUACUAUGCUCCGGACUACCUGAAGGAAGUCAUGGCUGAUUACUGGGAUGACGUGAACGAGGUGAUGCGCAAGAAGUGGAAGGAGUACAUGGGCGUCAAGGGGAACCAGCGGUACUUUAAGAACUGGACUCCGCCUGGAAUGGAGCCACCGCCAGAGGCGGAGCCUCCAGCUCCUUCAGAUCCUCCGACUCCGCCGACUCCCCCUCCCGCUCCGAAGGCCAAGGCUCCCUCCAAGCCGGCUCCUGAGGAGCCGCCUGAGGAACCCGUGACGGAGGAGGAGCCUCAGGCACCGGAGCCGGUGGCAGAGGAGAAGGCUCCUGCGCCGGAGCCACCUGCUGAGAAGGCACCCGAGCCUGAGCCGGAGGCGCCUAAGGAGGAGAAGGCACCUGAGCCAGAACCCGUCAAGGAGGAGAAGGCCGGAGUAAUUGAUGGUGGUGCUGACACGAGGAGAAGGCCGGAGUACUUGAUGACGGUGCUGACACGUGAGUCUUGCUAUGGUGACUUGUCGAUUGCAUUCGACGAUGCACGGGGUAUUGGGAGGAGAAGGCCGGAGUACUUGAUGACGGUGCUGACACGUGAGUCUUGCUAUAGUGACUUGUCGAUCGCAAUCGACGAUGCACGGGGCAUUGGGAGGAGAAGGCCGGAGUACUUGAUGACGGUGCUGACACGUGAGUCUUGCUAUAGUGACUUGUCGAUCGCAAUCGACGAUGCACGGGGCAUUGGGAGGAGAAGGCCGGAGUACUGGAUGACGGUGCUGCCACGUGUUGCAAGUCUGCCGGAGGCUCCCGAGCCGCCAAAGGAGGAGAAGGCACCAAAGGCCGCUUCUCCGAGUGGCAAGGAUGUCAAGGCGCUGCGGGAGAGAUCCCGCGCGGGCAUCCUGGACUGCAAGAAAGCUCUGACCGAGUGCGGCGGAGACAUGGACAAGGCUAUGGAAUGGCUGAAGAAGAAGGGGAUGGCAAAGGCCGACAAGAAAGCUGGCAAUGUUGCAGUGGAGGGUUGCGUGGCCUCGUAUGUCCACUUCAACAACAAGAUCGCUGUCCUGGUAGAGGUGAACAGUGAGACCGAUUUCGUUGCCAGCAACGCGAUCUUCAAGGAGUUCACUGCUGAUGUCGCCAUGCAAAUUGCAGCCAACUCUGAUGUGGCCUAUGUGACCACGGAUGACGUUCCUGCGGCAGAAAUGGAGAAAGAGAAGCAGCUUGAAAUGACCAAGGAGGAUCUGGAAGGCAAGCCGGAUGCCAUCAAGGAGAAGAUUGUGGGAGGCCGCUUGAAGAAGAAGUUCGAGGAGAAGGCUCUGAUGAGCCAGAAAUGGUUGAAGGACGAGGACAUCAGCGUCCAGGAGGCUGUCAAGCAGACCAUUGCAAAACUCGGCGAGAACAUCGUGAUCAGGCGUUUCCAGCGCUUGACUUUGGGCGAGGGCCUGGAGAAGAAGGACGACGACUUUGCCGCAGGAGUGGAGAAGGAGCUUGCCAAGUACAAGAACGCAGGCGGAGAGGCAAAGGAGGAGAAGAAGGAGGAGAAGGAAGAGAAGAAAGAAGAGAAGAAGGAGGAGAAGAAGGAGGAAGAGAAGAAGGAAGACAAGCCGAAGGUUGCAGUCUCCGCAGCGCAGGUGAAGGAGCUGCGCGGCCGGUCUGGUGCAGGAAUCCUCGACGCAAAGAAGGCCUUGACGGAAUGCGAAGGAGACAUGGACAAGGCCAUGGACUGGCUCAAGAAGAAGGGCAUGGCGAAGGCUGACAAGAAGGCUGGGAACCUCUCCGCGGAGGGCGUCAUCGCCUCCUACGUGCACUUCAACUCCAAGCUGGGCGUGCUUGUCGAGGUGAACAGUGAGACCGACUUCGUCGCCAUCAACUCGAUCUUCAAGGAGUUUGCGUCUGACGUUGCCAUGCAAAUCGCAGCCAAUCCAGAUGUGAACUUCAUCUCCGUCGACGAUGUGCCAGCCGACCUGAUGGAAAAGGAGAAGGCUCUGGAGAUGGAGAAAGAGGACCUGGCAGGCAAGCCGGAUGCCAUCAAGGAGAAGAUUGUGUCCGGACGCUUGAGGAAGAAGUUCGAAGAAACCGCCCUGCUGAGCCAGAAGUGGCUCAAGGAUGAGGACAAGACGGUGCAGGAGGUUUUGAAAGAGCGGAUUGCCAAGCUGGGCGAGAAUCUCGUCAUCCGACGCUUCGCUCGCCUGCAGCUGGGAGAAGGCCUCGACAAGAAGGAUGACGACUUUGCCGCAGGUGUGGAGAAGGAGCUCGCAAAGUAUCGGUAG